UAUGGCCGCGCCACAGCAAUACUCCCUUAGAUGGAACAAUUAUUUUCGGCAUCUUACCUAUGCCCUGGACAAUCAUCGGGUAAAUGAUGAUUUUGUCGAUGUCAGCCUGCUGUGUGAUGGCAGGAAGAUAAAGGCCCACAAGGUGGUGCUCUCAGCAUGUAGUUCAUAUUUCAAGGAGAUUUUCACAGAAAAUCCUCAUCCCCAUCCGGUUAUAAUAUUUAAGUUUAUCAAAUAUGAAGAUCUCAAUUCAAUCAUAGAGUUUAUGUAUCAGGGCGAAGUAAAUGUCCAGCAAGAAGCAUUGCAAUCAUUUCUACAAACCGCCGAGCUGCUGGCAGUCCAAGGCCUUACGGCCGAAGAAAAAGAGAAACCCAAACCGCCCACUCCUGUACUCGACGAUCAAAAACUCAUGAAAUCCAUACCGAGCACAAUACGUGCCGUCAAUGAUGCCACAGCGGCAACACAAACCAUCGAUAUACCAUUGCUCCAGCCACACGCGACCCAACUGCAAAUGCCCAGUCUGCAAACACAGACGGCACAAGUACAAAACACAAACCAUCAACAUCAGCAACAUCAUCAUCAUCAUCAGCAGGUUCCGACACAAAUACAAAAUUUACAACUUCAUGCGAAUCCCCAGAAUACCGGCAACCAAGUGACCACACAUCAUCAGGUAACUACGGCAACGACGGGUCACCCACAGCAACAUAUACAAUUACAACAACAACAUCAUACUCAUCAGCAGCAGCAACAACAGCAGACCCAUAGCCAGCCAGUCCAAGUAACAACCCAAGCUGGAACAUUAAAUACAAAUAUUGUAACAUUACCCGCCUCAACUGCAACAGCAGCAACAAUGGGAGUAGGAGGAGUUUCGAUGAAGAAACGAAAAAUCACUUUUUCCGAUGAUGAUGAUAAUAUUUAUACCACAGAAGCGGUGGAUGAACAAACAAUAGUUAAGACUGCUGAUAUGACAAUUUUAAGAGGUGCCAUCAAAAUGGAUAUCCCCGAGUACAUAGUUGGUGAUGUUGAUGAUGAUGAUCGUCUGUCCGAUGGUGACGUAGCACCGGGUAACAAUCAAGAUUCUGCAACGGGUGGACAAAAUGUAACACAAUACACAUCCGAAUAUGAAAUAUUAACCGAAUCCGAAAUUGAAGAGAAAUAUCAACAUGGUGAUAAUUCGGAAAUUUCUUUAGAAAUGGGACGUUUGCUAAAUCAAACAACAUCAUCGGGUAAUGCGGGGGGACAACAUCAUUUGGACGAUAAUAAUUCCAAUUCAAAUGUUUUACUAAAAUCCGACAAUAAAGGUGGUGGCGGUGGCAGCGGAGGAGGAGGAGGCGGCGGCAAUACAUCAGCAGAUUUACCCAAUAAUAAAUGGACAGAAUGUCAAUUUUGCAAAAUGGUCAUAACGACAGUUUCAGGAAAAUAUUUGUUGUGUAAAAUCUGUAAACGUAAACUGAAUUCGCCAAAUGCCUUAAGACGUCACAUUGCCUCGAAACAUUCAAAAAUUAUGGGCAAAGAAUUUGAUUGUGCGGUUUGCAAUAAAAGUUUCAAAACCAAGUGGUCUCUGUCUACGCAUAAUUCCAGAUUUCAUCGUGAUAUGAAACCGGUAAAGGAAUGUAUAAAAAUGGAUUUUGUAGAUGGUUGAAGAUAAGA
Molecule: messenger RNA, 1647 nt
Organism: Musca vetustissima
Lineage: Eukaryota; Metazoa; Arthropoda; Insecta; Diptera; Muscidae
Product: modifier of mdg4-like
Exons: 5
Coding region: 2-1639 (545 amino acids)
Biological process (GO): regulation of transcription by RNA polymerase II
Molecular function (GO): RNA polymerase II cis-regulatory region sequence-specific DNA binding; DNA-binding transcription factor activity, RNA polymerase II-specific; protein binding
Source: RefSeq, a predicted model, not a curated record